Musa acuminata AAA Group (dessert banana) is the source of this 822-nucleotide messenger RNA. RefSeq lists its product as uncharacterized. The record is from RefSeq and is a predicted model, not a curated record. The coding region runs from base 77 to 598 and encodes 173 amino acids. Lineage: Eukaryota; Viridiplantae; Streptophyta; Magnoliopsida; Zingiberales; Musaceae. Gene Ontology annotation, molecular function: acid phosphatase activity. The transcript has 4 exons.
AGCGUCGUGGCUUCGACCGAUAAGAAGACAUCGAGAACACGGUGCGACUCCCAUCUUCCCGGGUGCGGGGUUCGGAAUGGGGGACGACAGGGUGAAGGAGGAGGCUCUCCGGAUGCUGGGACUCUUCCCAAUGCUUCCCAAAUUGGUCGUCUUCGAUCUCGAUUACACCCUCUGGCCUUUCUACUGUGAAUGCAGGUCGAAAAGGGAAAUGCCAUCUCUUUAUCCACAUGCUAAGGGCAUAUUGUAUGCUCUAAAGGAUAAAGGAAUAGAUGUUGCAAUUGCUUCUCGAUCACCAACUUCUGACAUAGCAAAAACAUUUCUUGAUAAGUUGGGUAUCCAGUCUAUGUUUGUAGCCAAGGAAAUAUUCUCCAGUUGGACUCAUAAGACCGAGCACUUACAGAGAAUUCAUCGCAGGACAGGCAUACCUUUCAAAUCAAUGCUCUUCUUUGAUGAUGAAGACAGGAAUAUUGAAGCAGUUUCCAAAAUGGGGGUAACAAGCAUUCUGGUGGAUGAUGGGGUAAAUCUUGAGGAGCUGAGGUCAGGACUCAGGAACUACGCAAGUAAUUCUGCCUCCAGCAACACUAAGCAAUCAGACUGAGGUCAGGCCUUCUUUGAAUGGCGGUGAUCUACUUAAUUGCAGCAGACAAAGUCUUCCAAGUUCGGGCUAUAUAUGUCCCGUUACUGCAUUCUUCGGUACCCAUAUUGCUGCUACAUGCAUACCUAAGACGAUUAUAAACAAUGAUAUCUUUUGCUUCGAUAAAGUGUAUUUUAAUGUGGAAGGCCACAUUUUAUAUAUAUACGUCUAUCUGUUCAACGACAGAA